This is a messenger RNA of Ctenopharyngodon idella (grass carp), 3149 nucleotides long. RefSeq lists its product as uncharacterized. Bases 500 to 1393 code for a protein of 297 amino acids. The record is from RefSeq and is a predicted model, not a curated record. Gene Ontology annotation, cellular component: membrane. The transcript has 4 exons. Lineage: Eukaryota; Metazoa; Chordata; Actinopteri; Cypriniformes; Xenocyprididae.
AGAGCAGAUGAAUGUGGUCCUUGUGAAAUGCCAAGUCACAUGCAGUAGUGUAUCUUUUUGCAGCAACCCUCACAUUAAUAAUUGAUUCUUUUAGAGACAUUUACAUGCUAUCAUAAUAGGACCCCCUAAAGACGUUAUUGGUAGGCUAUAGUAGUCUGACAAUGACUUCAGAGAGUUGAUUUCGUGCUGCAGGAUAUUUAUAUUUGACGUUACAUAAUCCGCAUACAAAUUACCUAAUUUCGACAUUCCAGAAGGAAGGCGCCUCAGGAAACAACCCACUUCAAGUGCUGUUUUGUUGCUAAACUAAGAAGCAUUUUGAACGAAUCUUUUAAGUGAUCAAAAAUCUUUUUUUGUUCAGUGCAUUGCACUAUUUUAAAGCGUGUCGAGUGACCGUCUUCAGCGUUCAAAAGCUUGGACCUGUUGAACGAACACCCCCCCUUCAGUCCCAGCUCUUGAAGCAGCUGGAUGAAUCGUCUCCUCCGUGUACAAGUACCUUGCAAUGAGCCAGCCGUCCAGAAACCAGCGUGCGCAGAGAGAUAGAAAUGGGGGAAACUAUACUGAGAAGAGAGACAGAGAACACCGCAGCCGACGGGACAGUCCUAGUGACCGACGGUCAGGCAGUGAGAGGUCUUCCAGCCAGCCUCCGUACUACCCCAGAGAUUCUCAGAGACCCGCGAGGAGCGCUCCUCGAGAGGAACACCCGCAGUCAAAGUGCUCUUACAUCUGUUCAAGAACAGGUAUUGUGUUGAUAUGUGCCGUCCUGACCAAUGCGUUGGUGCUCAUCUGCGUGGUGGCUGCUCACAUGUCGCAGAUGGGAAUGUCUGCAAUGGGUAUGGGCGGCACAAGCUUCAUUGACGCCAUCAUUCCUUUUGAGGGGACGGAGCUGCAGAAGGUGCGUGAUCUUGACAUGCAGUACGGACAAAUGAGAGCACCUCUAGUCUAUGGAGGCGUGGCAUUCAGCCUCACAUUUGGUAUACUUUCACUCCUGUUCGUAGUGUCCGGCAGCAAACCCGCCCACAUACUUCCACGGAAGCUUCUGAUUGGACAGUUUGCAUUCCUGAUCACUGGUGCAGUGGCUUAUGUGGUUGCUGUAGGUUUGUACCUGCAUUUCGUGAUCUACGUUAACUCAACCGACAUGUGCCUUCAACGUGAACGACUGUACGCUCGUAAUGGAUAUACCUGGAUGAACUGUAACGUAAAUGGGGGGGAUGCAUCUGUCGCACUAUUUGGAAUCAUAACUGCAAUUCUGUAUGCUGUUGGCGCCUUUUUAACAGGAAAAACAAUCCAGGAUGUCCGAAACUACUUUAAGGAGCGUGACCGCUACAAAGCCAAACGAAGAGAACAAACCAGAGAUCCCCAAGAAAGAACUCUUAAUUCUGACAUUUAUGUCUGAGUUGUGCUACAAAAAAUGUGGACUUAAACUUUCUCGACUGGAUGUACAUAAACUGGUUUUAAUUUGUUUUUCUUUGUUUUUCUUUUUUUUUCCUUUUUUUUUUUUUUUUACAUUUUUUUUACAUUUUUGAUCAAGAAAUCUGUUUUUAGAAUUUUUAUUAGAGUUGAAUUAGUUUUAUUUUAGUUUUUGCUGUUUUAAUAUUUCAGUUAAUAUUAAAUAAAUACUGCAUAAAAUAAAAUGAAGCUGUGGCUUUUAGCCUCAUGAAUAAAAAAUAAGUGAAUAUAAAACUAUCUGUAUUAUUAAUAUCUGUAUUAAAUAUAUGUAUUGUUUUAAUGAAAAAGUUCAAUCAAUAGAUAGUAGAAUUAUGUCAUUUUUAGACAUGAAAUUUGGCAUUGAAUAUUGAGUUAUGCUGAGCAAUUUAAAGGGUUAGUUCAUCCAAAAAAUGAUGUUGUUCCAAUCCAGAAUUACAAAAGAAGAUAUUUUGAAGACUGUUCAGUGGUUUGUUUUGGUUACCACUUACUUCUAUUGUAAGGUAAAAUAUAGCUGCGAGCAGCAAAUAUUGGGGUUCAAGCACUUUAAGACCUUUAAACUUUUUAGCACUGGUGUAAAAAGUUAGGAUGUUUUCUUUAGCAAGCAUACAACCAUGUGCAUCUGAAAUGGAAAAGACAAUUCACAGCCAAUAAUGGCAAUUUACUAAAGAAAUACAUGGUUUGAACAGUUCAAUUGACAGUGGCGGUCCUAGAGGCAAAGUUGCUCAGAAUGAGGAGCUCUACCAUGCGGUAUGAAUGUUGCGGGCGAUAAAUUGCGUGAUAUCCGAUCCUUUAGGCACAUGAAAAAUGUGAUUAUUUGGAAUAUCUCACAGGCCUCUAGGGCCGUGAGUCAAACAGGCCCAGCGAGUUUCGUUCCGAUCGACCUCCAUUAAACUUGUCAGGUGCUCAGAUUUUAUUGUCCACUGGCAGACAAGUUUUUAGAGAUACGCCAGUGUCCUCUAAGACAGUCUUGGCACCUUGGACAAAGACACCACAUGGCAUUUUUCAGGUCAAUCAGACUUUGAGAAUCUUGCUGCACCGUUUUAGUUCCAAUCAGGUUAAAAACCUAGGAUUAGUUCGCAAAAGUAGGUUUUCAAAAAAAAUACAAAAUACAAAAAAUUUUGCCAGGGUGAUGAUCAAAUCUUGAGCCAAGGAUUCCAAUAAUAUAAGACACUUCAGUCUAAGCCUAUCAAUUUAGGAGUUAUGAGCAAUUUUGUACUUUUCACCGCUGUAACACCCCCCGUCAGGCCAAUCGGGGCGAGCCUUGGUGACGUAGUAGACCAUGUGAGUAUGGUGUCUCUACGACUUACGGUUUGGUCUGCCUGAUGACUUUUAGGUGAGAAUGCUGACCCUUUGGAAAUCUAACAAUUACAAUAGGGUUUCAGAGCUACGUGCUUGAACCCCUAAAAAAACACUGAGAGAUUUCUCAAAAUAUCUUCUUUUAUGUUCCACUGAAGAAAGAAAGACAAAGGUUUGGAAUGACAUGAGUGUAAAUAAAUGAUUUUGGGUGAACUGUCCCUUUAAUCUUAAUGAUUAUCUAUGGCUGAUUGUCCAGUAGGGGGCAGCAGAUGAACAUGCAAUUCUGGCCCCUCAGUGUGACCUCACACUAUGACCUUAAAUAGCAUUACAGCUGAAUGUGACUUUAGCAUUCAUGAUACAAUCAUUUUUCCCCACUGUGACACAUGUAAUAUUUUUCUAGAUGUUAUUAAAAAUGAUUUUGAAGAUUC